Molecule: messenger RNA, 765 nt
Organism: Paraphaeosphaeria sporulosa
Lineage: Eukaryota; Fungi; Ascomycota; Dothideomycetes; Pleosporales; Didymosphaeriaceae
Exons: 6
Coding region: 1-765 (254 amino acids)
Cellular component (GO): membrane; cytoplasm
Source: RefSeq, a predicted model, not a curated record
AUGAUUGAAGGCACUCGACGUCGCUUCCUAUACCACCUGAACUCGCGCUGGAUCUACGGCAAAGUUCCACUCCUUCACGCCGCCGUAUUCCUCCUCCAGAUGGCUGCCGUUUCCCUCUUGACGAGGAAGUUCAACUCCUACUAUGCCCAGCGACCAGUACUCACCACUAUGAUCACCAACGCUGUGUUGGGUGGCAUAGCGGACACUGUGGCGCAGACGUUGACCGCAGUGCGACAACGUGCAGUGCGCAAGGGCGAUAAAGAUGAUUUCCUAGCCAUCGAAAUCCACGAAAUCGACAGGCGCAACCCCUUCUCCGAACGCGAUCUCAUCCCCGAUUCGAAACUACUACCUCCUCCAUUCGACUUUGAGCGGUUGACACGGUUCAUGUCGUACGGAUUCUUGAUGGCACCCGUACAGCACAAGUGGUUUGGCUUCCUUACGAGGACUUUCCCAAUGAGCAAGACUUCUGCCAUGGUGCCCGCGCUGAAGCGCAUGGCUUUGGACCAACUCAUGUUUUCCCCAGUUGGUCUGGCUUGCUUCUUCACCUUCAUGACCGUUGCUGAGGGCGGUGGUAAGCGCGCCGUUGCCCGCAAAUUCCAGGACAUCUAUAUCCCGGCCCUCAAAGCGAACUACUUGGUUUGGCCGGCAGUACAGAUUAUCAACUUCCGUCUCCUGCCCAUUCAGCUCCAGAUUCCCUUCGUCUCCACCAUCGGUAUUGCUUGGACCGCUUACCUGUCCCUCACCAACUCGGCUGAAGAGGCGUAA